UCAUCAUGGAUGCCUCAGGAUUGGAUCUCCAAGCUGUUUUUGGGCUGUUACAUGCAGGAUCUGCUCCCAGCGUGAGCAGUGAAGAGCUGGCCAGGAGAGUCUCAUUAUGUUUUAUGAGUCAAGCGGCGUCCGUCACACACACAGACCUCAUGUGCUUGUGUCUCACUCUUACUGAGAGCAUCAUUAGCAGACUGACGGCACAGAGUCUGCCACAAGAUGCCACAAAGUACUAUGAAGAUGUGAUGAGACGGCUGUUUGGAGAAAUGCAUCUGAUGGCAAAACUGGUCUCUCUCCUCAGAUCUGGAGACAAGCUGGUGUCUCAUUUAUCUGGAAAGUGCAUGUCAGUCUAUAUCAUCAAUGACAUUCGCAUCUCUGGAGGCAGCAGCUGGAUGUGGAGACACGCGUGUGCUGAAGUGUUUGAGAAAUCAGUGUCCAGCGGUGAACUGGACUCCUGUCUGUGGUCCCUGACCGCUGUGAUUAAAGCAGUGCUGAGAGGAGACACAGGCCCCAAUCAGAGAGAUGUUUUGACGAAGCUUCUUUUUGGACUGGAUUCCUCCAUCGCUUGCUUGUACACACACCUUCUGAGUCCAGACACACAGGAACCUCACAAAAGAGAACCGGUGAGUCUCUCUAGAAGCAUGUGUGAGUUCUUUGACCUCCUGGAGGUGCUCUGCGCUGCCCGGCUCAGAUACGGAGUCUGUUCUUCAGCUCAGAGAAUCAUGUUCGUUGAGUCGCGAGCGCUGCUUCACGUCGUGAGAGCUGACGUGGAGUAUCUGGUGAAGAAACGAGCGCUGCUUCUUCUGAAGAGAAGUCUUCUGCGGAGAGCCGGGGAGGACUGGGCUUCAGCUGAAGCUCAGUGUGAAUCACGUGAAGAUCCCAGCCUGAUGGAGGACACGCUGAUCAUGGCAGAUAAAGUGUUACAGGAAGUCACUGCAGGCUGGCUGAAGGAAGUCCCUGUGAAGGCUCAAGCCAGUUUCUUUGGAGGGAACUGUGAGGUGAGUCUCCGUGGGACGCAGAAGGACGAUGUGAUUCAGAGAGCCGUGAGCCUGAUUCUGCUGAAGUCAUUGGAAAUACACAUUCAGUCCCCUCCAUGGAAAGGCUCUCAGAGAGACAUUGACGUCUGUGGGUAUUUAACUGAGCUCAUGUCCUUCCUCCAGCGUCACGGGACUCUGGUGUCUCCAGGCGCUCACAGCUGCUCCUGGGUGUCUGUAGUAUUUGCUGAACAGGAUGACGACAUGAUGGAAUCAGCCAAGACUUUGAUUGGAUUGUAUUUAUAUCAGAAAAGUUUGAGCUGCUCAGACUCUGGGGUUUGUGUCUGGGGUUGUAACCCUCACUGUCAUUUCAUACUUCUGCUCCGCUCCCUCUCCUUCGACCACAGCGUGCUGCUUGACUUCCUCAUCUCCUCUGAGACGUGUUUCCUGGAGUACUGCGUCCGCUACCUGAAGCUUCUCCGCGAGGAACAGACGGCCUUCUCUAGCUCUUGUCGUCAUAUUGAAGAUUUUGAUUGUGCUGGAAGAAGAACCGAUCCCGCUUUUCAGGCUCCUUCUGCUGUUUCAGAAAUGCUGGAUGUUGUUCCCUGCACUAGAUCGUCAGCAGGUAAUGAUGUCCCACGACUGGUUGAUUAUGGGAGCUCAGACGAAUCCGAGGAGGCAGAAGAGCGUGUUCCUGGCAGGAAGUCUGGGAAUACUGAGGCAGAUUCUGGUAGGACUCUAUCUGGAAUGGUGCACACUGAACAUGCAUCUGAUUCUCUGCUGGGUAAAGUGUUUGUGUGUCUUGUGGACUUGAGGACCGCUAUGACCAGACUACAUAACAGGGGUCUCUUCCCCUACAACCCUAACUCACUUCUAAAACUGCUAAACAGCAUUGAACCCCAGAGAAACAUGCUUAGUUAGCUUUGACUUAAAGCUAAUGGACAAGAAUAGAUUAAAACUGAUCAGAAAUGUCAACCUGUUAUGACCUCCUCAAUUAAAGCACUGAAUAAACAC
Carassius carassius (crucian carp) is the source of this 1985-nucleotide messenger RNA. It is a transcript of the gene lins1, whose product is annotated as lines homolog 1. NCBI's taxonomy places the organism in Eukaryota, Metazoa, Chordata, Actinopteri, Cypriniformes, Cyprinidae. Bases 6 to 1892 code for a protein of 628 amino acids. The record is from RefSeq and is a predicted model, not a curated record. The transcript has 6 exons.